AUUGUUUUCUCUCUCUUCCCUCUCCCUCUCUCUCUCUCGUACGCUCUCCCUCUUUCUCACGCUCUCCCUCUUUCUCAUCAUCCCACAGUUUCAUCUCUCUCACUCCCCAUCUCAUCCUUCACCAUAACAUCCACCCCACAACCUCCACCACCAUCUACGAAUCAAUCACUCGUCAUGAGAGUGAGGGAGUGGCCGAGUGAGAGAAGAUUUACCGGCGGGAGAGAAGUUCUGGCGAGGAGGAGUACCGGCCGAGAGAGUUCUUGUGGCCGUUUGUGGUGACACGGCGGUGCUUGGCAACGGCGGCAACAAAGCUUCUUGCUCCUUCUUUCCUCUGGCUCCAUGGAAGGAUAAAGCUCCUCCAUGAAAUUUGAUCUUUGGAUGUCAAUAAACUCAGGUGACUAGAAAAAUCUCAUCUCUCUUUCAAACUUUUUCGUUUUUAUUUUUAUUUUAUUUUUGCAGGAAGCAUUCCAAUGAUAAAAUUGAAUUUUUAUCAAUUGGUUUAUGCUUAAUCAAACCCCAGAUGAAUUUUGUGUUAUUUUGUGCAAAACAAAGACUUGCUUAAUCUUUCGUUUUUUUAGUUUUCUUUCAUAUACAGAUUUGUCUCUGUUUUGCAGCUAGGAAAAUGGUGAAAACUGGCGACCACAACCUUUUUAAUGGGAAGAGGUGAAUGUUUUGCUAUACUAUUUCUGUUGAUUUAGAUUAGAUUUAACAAGAAAGUAGGUUAUGUUGGACCUAAUUAUUUAUUUUUGAUGAUUCAAGGUUAUUAUGUUUUUGAGUUUGAUAAAAUAGUUUCUCCUGCAAAAUUGCACCAAAUCCAUUAUCCAAAGUAGAUUUUGGUGGUUUUGAUUUUUAUUUAGGUUUUCAAUUUCUGUUUUGAAUUUCUUUGUAAGAUUUGGUGAAUCUCACCGCAGCACGUGACCUCACUCCUCUCUCCAUUAACCAACGUAGGAGAAGGAAGAAGAAAUUCUAGGGUUAGUAGUACAACAAAAUCAAACCUUCAUUCCUCUUACAAUUUGCUUUUCCAGUUUAAUCUAUACAUUUAUUUCAAAUUCAACUGAUUCUUUCUCAUUUUCUCCAUACAUCCUCUUAAAUCUCCAUCUCCAUUUUUAAAUUUGUUUUUCAAAUUUGUUCUUUUAACCAUUCCUCAGUUAAAAACACUACACUAAGAUUUUGGUGGUUUUGUAAGAUUUGGUGAAUCUCAUUUAUAUUUUUCCUCUCAAAUGUAUUCUCAUUUUAUUCUCACCAUUUGAUUGCAUGUUAUAUUUGAAUAGGAUUAGCACAGUUUCAGCAAGAGGAAGGGGAAGCUUUGCCAGAAAAACUCUCACACAUGUCUUGAUCCAGAUGCUAGCAGAGUUAGUUGACCUCUUCUUUUUAUCUUUUCUUUGAGACUUUCCCUAUUGUGGGUUUAAGCAUAGUGAGAGAUAGAGAAAGACAAUUGUGUGUGAAAUGAGAAAAAUUCAGUCUUUUGUUUGUUUCUUCAAUGUUUUAGCAAUUGGAAUUUGGUGAUAAUGGAUUCUCUUGAAUAUUAUAGUUUCUUUGUAAGAUUUAGCUUCAGAAGCAUAUAAAAAUAUUUUUUUUCCCAUCUUCUGAUUGAUUAAAAAUUGGAUUUUUUUGGGGACAAUUUGUGACUUUGAUAUAGGGAAGAGGCAGUUGUGGAGUGGAGUGUUUCAGAAAUUAUAUAUGUUGUUAGAUCAGAAAUUGAAGUAGAUCAUGGCUUCUGUAAUUGGUUAAAUGUCUCGGCUAGCGUUUCAAUUUAGUACCCAAACUUAUGUCAUUAUUUUUUCCCUUAAUUUUUAGGUGGUUGAGAAAGUUGAAAUUGAGUAUCUACCAAAGAAGGUAGACCUAUAUGAAGGCAUGGAUGAAGAAUUUAGAAAAAUAUUUGAGAAGUUUAGUUUCACUGAUGUCGCUGCUUCCGAGGAAACUGAUAAGAAGGACAAGGUGGCAGAAAAUGCAGUUACUAAAAAGAAGGCUGGUUCUGAUUCUGACUUUGACGAUGAAGAAAAUGAGCAAGAAGAAAAAGAUAUGAACCAUCGCUACGACAAGACACAUCCUGACAUUCGUCCUUAUUCCAUGAUGACAAGAACAGGGUAUAUGGAGUACAAUCCCAUGAAGAAUCGAGGGAAACUACCAGAAAUUUAUGCACGUGUCAUUGGUCAGUACAUUGGUGAUACAGUUUUCUUACAGGACAUCAACGAAAAUCAAAUCCAAGUAGCUGUACUCAAAAAGAACAAUUCAGAAAUUUAUUUAACUCAUGGUUGGUCUCGAUUGAGAGAUUUCUAUAACAUCAAUGCUGGUGCUUGGAUUACUCUUUUGUUGAUCAGUCCUUUUGUUUUUUUCAUCCGGGUUCGAUACAUUACUGGCAUGGAGAUCACCUAUCCUCAUAAAACUCCUCCAUAUAAGCUAAUGUUGGAAAAACCUUUCCUUGAAGCAACUUCAAAUGGACCUAUUCCCUACUUUGUUCUCCCAAAAGUUUUUUCACACAGUCUUGAGAAAACUCUCACUAUUCCUGAUGUCCAAACUGGGACUUUGACGCUCUAUUGGAGAGGUUUCUGUCAAAAUGCAUUACCUAAUGAGGAGACUCAACUCAGAUUAAUUGAUUGGCUUGGUAAUACAUGGAAUCACCGUGAUCUCAAGUUUGUCAAUAGUCCUUAUAUCAGCUGUAAGAUUUCAGGCCAAUGGGGUGAUGUUUGCAAGGUGCAUAAUUUGGCUAAGGAUGUAAUUGUUAAAUUUGGCGUCACCGAGGCAUCCAACAAUAGGACCAUCUACUUUAAGCUCGCACCUUUCAUUGGUGUUAGAACUACCCUACAUGCUCCUUCAACAUCCAGCAACCGGAAGAAAUUCUACCAGAGCCAGCACUAUUACAUGCUCUAGAUUUCCUACUACCUAUCUUUUGGAACUUUUUAUGUAAUAUGUGGAACAAAAUUGAAUUUGUCUGCUUUUUGAGGUUCUUCAUCUUGCUUAGAGUGUAACUCUCUAACAAAGACAUGCUCUUUUAAAUGCCAUUUUGGACUAUUUUAGUUACUAUGCUUUGUAGGGAAUAUUAUGAUAUAAAUGACAUUUUGGACUAUUUUGAUCAAAA
Molecule: messenger RNA, 3079 nt
Organism: Trifolium pratense (red clover)
Lineage: Eukaryota; Viridiplantae; Streptophyta; Magnoliopsida; Fabales; Fabaceae
Exons: 6
Coding region: 1855-2871 (338 amino acids)
Source: RefSeq, a predicted model, not a curated record